GAAGAUAAUAAAAAUCUCCGACGGCUAAGAAGAUGUCAGUGUUGCAGAGCCACCAAUGUCUCUUCUCCUUCUCUCUCCCUCACCGUCUCCGUACUCCGCGUCUCAUCUCUCUCUAUCGUCCACCGGAAUCUACCUCUCCGUUCCCUUCGCUCUCCGGUUUCACCCGGACCCGACCCGAUAGAAUCCGAGUAUCCGCCGUCGAAGAAACCUCCGACGUACCGGAGGAGGUAGAAGACGGUCCUGUCGAGCUUCCUCCGUCGGCCAUAUCUCCGUUCUCGACCACCAACUCAAUAUUCGCCACUUCCGAUGACCCCUCUCCACUCCAGCUAGCCACCAGCGUAAUGCUCACCGGCGCCAUCACCAUCUUCCUCUUCCGAUCGAUUCGACGGCGAGCUAAACGCUCCAAAGAGAUGACGUUUAGAUCGUCUGGGGUGAAGAAGUCGUUGAAAGACGAAGCGAUGGAGAAACUGAAAGCAAUGGGGUCGGCUCCGAUUGAAGAAGUUGGUGGUAAGUCGACGACUCCGUCGGCGGCUCAGGCGUUUCUUGGUGCGGUUUCGGCAGGUGUCAUUGCUGUUAUUCUCUAUAAGUUCACUACUACCAUCGAAGCAGGACUCAAUCGGCAGGCUAUUUCUGAUAACUUCUCGGUUAGGCAAAUCACAGUAACCGUAAGGACUAUCAUCAACGGUAUUUGCUAUCUAGCAACAUUUGUUUUCGGUAUCAACGCUGUCGGACUUCUCCUUUACUCUGGUCAGCUAGCCUUCAAUGAAGAGUCUGAUGAAGCCGCCAUGAAGGCCACAACAGAGACUGGAGACUCAUCAGGUAACAACAACAGUGAAGUAAAUAAAAGCAACGAGGAUCAAAGUACAAGUGAUUAGUCCAGCCUUUGUACUAUGAAAACAUGUAAUAAUAAUAUCAUAUUCGUAUUAUAAAUAUAAAUGCUUUUAGUUUGAUUA
Messenger RNA from Brassica oleracea var. oleracea, 953 nucleotides. RefSeq lists its product as uncharacterized. Gene Ontology annotation, cellular component: chloroplast thylakoid membrane. The transcript has 4 exons. Bases 33 to 875 code for a protein of 280 amino acids. NCBI's taxonomy places the organism in Eukaryota, Viridiplantae, Streptophyta, Magnoliopsida, Brassicales, Brassicaceae. The record is from RefSeq and is a predicted model, not a curated record.